UUUUUUUUUAAGUGUUCGGGGUCUUACCUUAAGCGCUACACCAUCUUCAUCAGUCGUGGUAUCGGUGGGCAACAGGUUCAUUUGAAAUACACGCUCUUAUAGUGUUCACGACACAGCAGAUAAAAGAUCAUUCAGAAUAUGAGAAGGAUCAUGUUAUGCAUCUAUACACAUAACAUGAUUCACCCGUCAUCCUAAACUGUUAAUCAUAACUACUAACAUUGGUCGCUGCAUUUUUUUUUUUUAAUCAGGCGUCAGUGGUAUCUUCACUGAAUCAAGGAAAGAAAACCACAAACACGCGAUUCAAAAUGAUGUCCGUGGGGGUUUUGUUCGAGAAACCUUUAGAGGUCGUGACUUUUCGGUAGUCUGUAGCUACUAGCUUCGUGGAGAGCCACUUGACGUUUCCAAAAGAGUAAUCAGAGGUUUUGACUCAUCCCGUUAAACACUAAAUGCACUGACAUGAAUAUGACAUGAACUGAGCUCGCGGGUAAUUGACUCUGCUUUAUAUAAACUUACUAAACCUGAAAGUUUCGUCGGAUGACAUCGUGAAAACUACCAUUUAUACUUAUAUUAAACAGGUAUUGCACUCCGUUUAACAUCUUUUGUCAACUUACGUAGAGCUGAAGAGUAGCAUGCAUUUCUGCUAUCGCUAAUGUGCAAAAAUGAAAGUCAAUAAAACGCCGUAUUUUCUUUUUCUUUCAUUUGGGACCUAGAUAGGAUUCCGUUUAAGUUGCCGUCAGUUGAAAAUAACGUGACUAAAAUGAGAAAUAGCUGCAACAACACUAGCACCACAGCAGACAUACAAGAAAUAAACAGGAACCUAUCUAAGGACAACGAAGGGAAAUCAUUCUUUAAAUAGGCUGACUGUUUUUUUUGUUCCAUAAGCAGAGUGGGGUCGGAUGGAGUUUCACACUGUGGCGGGGUGCAAUGUAUCAUUGCAAUGGUCACAUCUGCAAUAAUGACACCGUGAAAGGAUACGAUGUGCUCCCUCGGAAACUGGAGAGACACACGGCAGCUCGCUCAGGCCCAGCCAAGCAUGGAUCAGAACGAGAGCUACGAUUACUACUCAUACUAUAACGAGACAGACGAGUGCCAGGUGGAGCUAGGGGCGGUGCUGCCGCGCCUGCGCUCGGCCUUCUACUGCCUGGUCACGGUGGUGGGAGUGCCGGCGAACAUGGCCUUGCUGCUGGCACUGUGGGCCAGGCACCGGGGAGCUGGCAAGCUGGGCUCCUCGCUGCAGCGCCACUCCUGGACAAACAGCGAGAUUCUGGCUGCAAACCUGGCUGUUUCUGACCUGCUGUUCCUGGGUUCACUGCCGGUCUGGAUCUACACCGAUCUGAGCGGGGAGUGGAGGGGAGGGGUAGCUGGCUGUAAGGCAGUUCCCUACAUCACCGCCCUGAACAUGUACGUGGUUGUUUGGCUCGUGACCUUCAUGAGCAUCGACAGAUACCUGGCCAUAGUGUGCCAAAGCCUCUACCGCAGAGUGAAGCAGCGCCCCCUGGUGGUGUGGGGUUGUGCGCUGACCUGGCUGGCAUCUGCCCUGCUAGCACUGCCCGUCUUGCGCUCACGGAUGCUGGAGCUGGACGAGCAACAUGGCAUCUCCUACUGCCGAGAAAAGGAGAUUUCGCCGGAGAUUCGCCUCUGCCUGAUUCUGCUCACCUUCUUCCUCCCACUGUCUGUCACCGUUUUUUGCUACGGCUCCCUGGUCCGCGUGCUGUCCCAGCACUCUCAAGGCCUCACCCAUGAUCCCGCCCCUGGUCCUGGGCCCGCCCCACCGGGCCGCUCUGUACGGCGCUCCAUGCGGGUCGUGCUUUGGGUGGUCACGGCCUUCAUUCUCUCCUGGGUCCCUUUCAACAGCUUCCGCUUGCUGAUGGUUGUGGGCCGCAGUCUGACCCCUGGGAGUGAUGCUUCAUGCUGGCUGCAAUGGGUGGCGGCGCAGGGUAUAGAGUGGACAGCCCCCCUGGCCUUCGCGAAUAGCUGUGUAAACCCCCUGGUUUUUGGGGGUGUGAGCCAUACGCUACUGUGCUGGGGCCCGGCUGCCCGCCUUCUUGGCCUCAGGAGCCGAGUGGGGGGGCAGUCAGGGGCUAGCUCCCAUACCAGCCCCAGCUCCUGGGGAAGGGCGGAGUGAUAGAAGGUGAGAAAGGGUGGGAGAGGAGUGAGAGAGGGUGAGAAAGGAGUGAGAGAGGGUGGAAAGUGAAGAGAGAUAGUAGCAGAUUCUGAAAAGACAGAAGACAAAUAUGAAUAUUUUAUUUUCUUAUUUCAUUCUUUUUCAGUAAGUCGAAAGGGACCUGAAGUACAGCUGUUUUGCAACCUGCCCUUAUGUACAGAGCUGGUAGAAUAAAUAUUCCCCCACUGUAAAUAUGGAUGCUUUUUAUUCACAGAUUGACACUGAUAAACCCUCAGAGUGCAGCUCCUCAUCCAGUGACUGACCACAGCUACUCAGGCACUAAGCCCCCAUAGCUGUGACUCUCCCAUGGCUGUGACUCCCCAAUGGCUGUGACUCCGCCACAGCUAUAAUCCCUCCAGGGC
This is a messenger RNA of Paramormyrops kingsleyae, 2526 nucleotides long. Its product is annotated as G-protein coupled receptor 15-like. Gene Ontology annotation, molecular function: C-C chemokine receptor activity; C-C chemokine binding. Gene Ontology annotation, biological process: calcium-mediated signaling; immune response; G protein-coupled receptor signaling pathway. The record is from RefSeq and is a predicted model, not a curated record. Lineage: Eukaryota; Metazoa; Chordata; Actinopteri; Osteoglossiformes; Mormyridae. Gene Ontology annotation, cellular component: membrane; external side of plasma membrane.